Molecule: messenger RNA, 4030 nt
Organism: Artibeus jamaicensis (Jamaican fruit-eating bat)
Lineage: Eukaryota; Metazoa; Chordata; Mammalia; Chiroptera; Phyllostomidae
Gene: SLC16A2
Product: solute carrier family 16 member 2
Exons: 6
Coding region: 143-1750 (535 amino acids)
Biological process (GO): transmembrane transport
Molecular function (GO): thyroid hormone transmembrane transporter activity; monocarboxylic acid transmembrane transporter activity
Source: RefSeq, a predicted model, not a curated record
CUCCAGGGGCCGUCUGUCGCGGGACAGGCUGGCCAGCUGGGGCGAGGAGCCGGGAGGAGGAGGCUGUGGCGGCAGCAGCAGAAACAAGCACCAGCCACACAGCAGCUUCUCCGGCCCGAGCAGCUACAGUACCCUGGCCGCGAUGGCGCUGAAAAGCGCUGCAAGCGAGGAAGCCAAGGGGCCCCAGCGGGAGGCACACGAGAAACAGCAGGGGCGGGUGGGUAGCCCUGAGCCAGAGCCUGAGCCCUUGCCACUGCCCCCACCGGAGCCCCAGCCGGAGCCCCAGCCAGAGCCCCAGCCCCUACCAGACCCUGCCACCCUGCCGGAGCUGGAGUUUGAGCCUGAGCUGGUGCAUGAGUCCGAGCCCACGCCCACCGUGGAGACCUGUGGUACAGCGCGGGGCUUCCAGCCCCCCGAAGGUGGUUUUGGCUGGAUGGUGGUCUUCGCUGCCACCUGGUGCAACGGCUCUAUCUUUGGCAUCCAGAACUCCUUUGGGAUCCUCUACUCCAUGCUGCUGCAGGAGGAAAGAGAGAAGAAUCGCCAAGUGGAGUUCCAAGCAGCAUGGGUAGGAGCCCUCUCAAUGGGCAUGAUCUUCUUCUGUUCUCCCAUUGUGAGUAUAUUUACUGAUCGUUUGGGCUGCCGAAUCACAGCAACUGCAGGUGCUGCUGUCGCUUUCAUCGGCCUCCAUACCAGCUCCUUCACCAGCUCAUUAAGCCUGCGUUACUUCACCUAUGGGAUUCUCUUUGGUUGUGGCUGUUCCUUCGCCUUUCAGCCAUCUCUCGUCAUCCUGGGCCACUACUUCCAACGCCGCCUGGGUCUGGCCAAUGGUGUAGUGUCUGCUGGGAGUAGCAUCUUCUCCAUAUCCUUCCCCCUUCUCAUCAAGACGCUGGGGGCUAAGAUAAAGCUCGCCCAAACCUUCCAGGUGCUGAGUACCUUCAUGUUUAUCCUUACACUGCUUUCACUCACCUACCGGCCCCUCCUGCCCAGCUCCCAGGACACCCCAAGCAAGAGAGGUGUCCAUACCGUGUGCCAACGCUUUCUGGCUCAACUCAGGAAGUAUUUCAACAUGCGAGUGUUUCGCCAACGUACCUACCGCAUCUGGGCCUUUGGGAUUGCUGCUGCUGCCCUUGGCUACUUCGUUCCCUAUGUACACCUGAUGAAGUAUGUGGAAGAGGAGUUCUUGGAAAUCAAGCAGACCUGGGUGCUCUUGGUGUGUAUUGGGGCUACCUCAGGCCUUGGGCGCCUUGUGUCAGGCCGUGUCAGUGACUCCAUUCCUGGACUUAAGAAGAUCUACUUGCAGGUCAUCUCCUUCCUGCUCUUGGGCCUGAUGUCCAUGAUGAUUCCCCUGUGCCGGGGCUUCGGGGGCCUCAUCGUUGUCUGCCUCUUCCUGGGCCUGUGUGAUGGCUUCUUCAUCACCAUCAUGGCCCCCAUCGCAUUUGAACUGGUGGGCCCAAUGCAGGCCUCACAGGCCAUUGGCUACCUCCUGGGCAUGAUGGCCCUGCCGAUGAUUGCUGGGCCCCCCAUUGCAGGCCUCCUCCGUACCUGUUUUGGGGACUACCAUGUGGCCUUCUACUUUGCUGGUGUGCCCCCAAUAAUUGGAGCUGUAAUCCUCUUCUUCGUCCCUCUGAUGCAUCAAAGGAUGUUCAAGAAAGAGCAAAGGGAUUCCAGCAAGGACAAGAUGUUGGCCUCUGACCCAGAACCCAGUAGGGAGCUGCUGCCAGGCUCUCCCAUCCCUGAGGAACCAAUCUAAUGCCUCUUCCUUGUCAUCGUGUGCUCUUCUCCAACCCCUACCCUUUACCCCACCCUGCUCAGCAUUUAAAUUUUUGCCACCAGCACACUUGUCCCCAAACCUAUGCACACAGCAUUUUAGCCACCUGACCAUCCCUUUGGAGCCAAAGCUCCAGGUGUUCCAAACUUAGUAACCAAAUCCUCUUUGUGAAUGCCUUCAAACUUGCCAGGGUCUUUCUCCCAGGAUCUAGAAAACCUUUGGAUCACCCCCUGGCCUUUGGAACCUCUCUGUAUACUUUCUAACCCCUGGGGGGGAGGGGCAUGGGACCUCUUGGCCCCAGCUUGUUAGUAACCCAAUAGAAGCAACUAUCAAAGGUGCUACUGUGUCCUCAGGAGCCUAGUGGGAAGACUCAAGCCUCUGUGUGCUGAGAAGCUCCUUGCCAUCUUACUUUAGGAGCCACUGAUGGAGGGGGUGGGGGAGGGCAGAGAGGUAAAAUGAAACAAGGAGCCUUGUUUAGCCUUAGAGUUUCUGAGGACUGUGGCUUCCCAAGAACUGUGGGUGCUGUUAGUUUACAAGUAUAUAGAUAGUCUCCCUAUUAUCUGGUUGGUUAACAGUCUGCCUCCUUCUACCCUUCCUCCUUUUUUUCCUCUACUUCCUUAUCAUUUCUCUUCCCUUUCUAUUUCUUUUUAUGACUGUCAUAGACACAUGGGUGCUUAAAUAAAGGAGGAACCCAGAGCUUGGGCCAAUCAGCCUUACCUUGGUCCAGCCCACCCCCAAUAGUAGUAUUAGUCCCACUCAUCUCAGGCUGAGCCACACCUCACCUUUUGGCUCAAGCUGCUAUAAUCAUAGACUGGAAGAGUAGAAUAUCACAUAGAGAAGGGGUCUUAAACAGCACUCACUGAUUUUUACAGAUUUCCCAAGCCAAUGCAGUCUGCAGGCCCAGCUCCCCAUCCUUGUAUCCAUCUGUCAAAAUGUGAAGAAAUCUCUUUCAUCUCAGCAGGCAGAGGAGGCCUGAUGACAGAGAGAUGGCAUGGUAUGGGGAAGGGGCAAUAGUUAUUGACCUGGUAAAGUACAGACUCAUGACAGGUCAAUAUUUCCACCUGGGGUAGGCCAGGAAAGAGACUUUAUUAGGGAAAACCCAAUUCCCAACUUGGAUCCCCAAAAGGUAGAGGCGGCAGCUACACAAAGGUUCAGACAGUUUCUUUUAGGAAGGUGAAACCUUGCUAGCCUUUACCAACAAAUGUGUCCAUCAUGUUGUGCAUUUGUGGUCACUCUGGUUGGCUGGCAUUAAACGUGCCAGGAAAGGUAGACUCUAGACCACACUCACCUUCCAAAAUUGCUGCCAGGCAAUUUCCUAUGCCCACACUCUAAGCAAUAGUCUUGCCGCGUCUAGCUAUCACAACUCACCUCAUUAGCAGCUCAACCACUCUCCUCACUCAGCCUCUUUGUGUGUCUUUCUCCCUAUUCUGUGCCUUGGUAUGUUGUGUCCCUAUCAUUCAAACUUUUUCUCAUCUUCUUGCCAGGCAUCCCUGGCUGUGACUUAGAGCUAAUAGUAACUUGCCUUCCCGAGCCAGGGCCAUCCUAGGGUCAGGAGAAUGAGGUUGAUGCUUAAGGGCUCCAAAGAAGACAGUGGUCCCUAUCAAUGAGUCUUUCUGUUAUAAACUGGCAACUGGGGCAUCAUUGGCCUCUGAUGGCUGAACCAAGGUCAAAGUCACGAUCCUGCUCUGUUGGUCCCAGUUCGGCCCUUAUCAACUCAUCAAACAAAAACACACUGAUUCUUGGCUUUGUGGGUAGGAAGGGGCCUAAUUACUAUCCUAAUAGCUCAAACAGCAGUGAAACAGGAGAAGCUGGGCCUCAGGAGAGACCAUUGAAAAUGAGCACAAAAACCCCUGCUUCCAUUUCUCCUGCCCCAUACCCACCAACUCACUAGAGGGCAGUUCUGCAGAGCCUCCUUUGUUGUACAUGGUGUGAAUAGCUCUUAAGAAUCAGGCUACCACCCACUUCUCUCAAGGUGAAGGAAAGUCAUUCAUAGGUCCCAAAUCUGCCUUAUCAGGUGUCACAUAACACAGCAGGGUGUCAAUUUACUUCUACACACAUGCAUGUGCAUGUGUAGGCCUGUAUGCUUUUGGAGAGAAUAUUGGUUGGCGAAAGCAGCACAGUAUUAAUAUUUAGGGUAUGAUGCAGCCUCUUAUGAAUUUAUAGUCAAAUCUAGCAGAAUGAAUAAAAUUUGGGAGCUUGAGACCUGGUACAUUAAUUAAAUCCUCAAAAGGUUUGGAACAAAAUAAACAUCUAAAACUCUAA